This is a messenger RNA of Cryptococcus wingfieldii CBS 7118, 1077 nucleotides long. RefSeq lists its product as hypothetical. The transcript is spliced from 7 exons. The record is from RefSeq and is a predicted model, not a curated record. Gene Ontology annotation, molecular function: dioxygenase activity. The coding region runs from base 1 to 1077 and encodes 358 amino acids. Lineage: Eukaryota; Fungi; Basidiomycota; Tremellomycetes; Tremellales; Cryptococcaceae.
AUGCCUGACAUUGAAUCCCUGAAAGACCGUUCCGCCGUCGGUUCCAUGAGCUGCGAGAGGCUCCCUAUCAUUGAUAUCUCGCCAUACCUUGACCCAACAUCAUCUGAAGCGUCCCGUAAGACCACAAGCCAGAAUCUGGACAGUGCCUGUCGCGACUUUGGCUUCUUCUACGUCACUGGCCAUGGACUCUCUCCAGACUAUCUCAAAUCCCUCUUGACUCUAGGUCACCAGUUCUUUGAGCUCCCCCAAGAGGCAAAGGACUCUCUUCACAUCUUUAAGAGCCAAGAUGGUGUCCGAGGCUACCAGAAGCUGGGUGAGAACGUGACUUAUGCCAAGCGCGACCAGCAAGAGGCCCUUGACAUUUAUCCCGAGCCCGAGAAUCCUACCUCUGAUCAGCUCAACGGAAGCCAGCCAUGGCCCGCUGAUUCAGACUUGCCAGGGUUCAAGACUACAUUGCUCGAGUACACCGUGAAGAUGUCAACGAUCGGCCAUGCUUUCAUGCGCGCAAUGGCAGAUGCUCUUGGUCAUCACCCCAUCUUCGACGAGCUCCAGAAAGACAACUAUUGGGUCCUCCGCGUUAUUGGAUACCCACCGCUCCCCGAAGAGUUUGACCCAGAGAAAGGCAUCUCGUGUGGUGCCCACACUGACUAUGGGCAAACGACACUCCCGGUGCCCUUCAAGGUACUCACUCUCCUCAACUCUCCAAAGCUCCUGCUGACGGAACCUUCAGUCGAGUCCAAAGACGGCAGCUGGAUCCCAGCCGACCCCGUCCCGGGUGCAUUCGUGGUCAACAUUGGCGAUAUUAUCGAUACCAUCACUGGCCACCAGUACAAGUCCACCUACCACCGAGUCAUCCACAAGAGCCCUACUUACCGUGUAUCGAUGCCCUUCUUCUUUGAGCCUCAGAGGGACCAGGUCAUUGAGCCGUUGGAGGGGUUCUUGCCAGAGGGCUCGAAGCCCACUCAGGCUUUUACGUACUUUGAUCAUCUUAAGAGCAUGAUCUACAACCAUUUCGUGUCUAAUGACAAGCCUUUGCCCGAGAAGCCCAAUGCCAACGAGCUUACUCAGCGAGGCUAA